GCGUCCGUCUCUCACACGCUGCGUCCCGAGGGCCCGGUGAGCAGGAAAAGCAACAAAAACAACAACAGAAAAAGAAAACGGGCCGCGAGAAGAAGCCAGAAGAAGUCUGCUGAGCCAGAACACGAUUAAUGCCGGGAAACAAUGGAUUACUGACAGCUAAGAAACACUGACCUACCUGUUCUCCGGAGCAGAGUCCCAUCACUUUUCAUUUUUACGCAUUUAAGACUCCGCGCAUAAAGGAGGCAACUUUGUGUUUGGAUUUUCCUCCCGAAAGCUGCCAGCGUUUAGGAGGAAUUAUUUUUAUUAUUCAGAAACAUUCAGCCGCAGAUACAUUCUUCUCUUCUGAAGACUUUUCUUUGGGAUGUUGAGUUCUGUGAAGAUGGAAGAGUGGAAUACUUACUACACCGAGGCCAGCGAGAUGUAUUCAUCUCCUACAAGUAUGAACUCUGGUCUGGGCACCAUGGGCUCCAUGAGCACCAUCAAUAGCUACAUCAACCUGAACCCAGCCACUGUGUCGCCCGCUGGUAUGAACAUGUCUUAUCCCCCCACCAGCAUCAGCAGUUCACCACUGGCCUCAAUGGGCUCCGCUCCCAGCCACAUGUCCCUCUCCCCGGUGGCCCCAACCCUCACCUCGGGCUCUCUAACUCAGCUGGGCCCUGCUGCUCCAGGCUCCCUGAGCUCUCUGUCCCACUACCAGGACAUGGGCCCGUCCAUGAGUCAGCUGGGCUACACCUCUCCUGCAACUCUGAACCGAGCGGGGGCAAAGGAGAUUAACCCUAAGCCCUUCCGACGCCCCAUGACCCACGCCAAGCCGCCGUACUCCUACAUCUCCCUCAUCACCAUGGCCAUCCAGCAGAGCGGCAGCAAGAUGCUAACCCUGAAUGAGAUUUACCAGUGGAUCAUGAACCUGUUCCCGUACUACCGUGAGAACCAGCAGCGCUGGCAGAACUCCAUCCGCCAUUCCCUCUCCUUCAAUGACUGCUUUGUGAAGGUGGCGCGCUCGCCAGACAAGCCAGGCAAAGGCUCUUACUGGACUCUCCACCCGCAGUCAGGCAACAUGUUUGAGAACGGCUGCUACCUGAGACGGCAGAAACGCUUCAAGAUUGAGGAAAAGGCUGCAAAAAAAGCAGCCAAGAACCAGGAUGGGGGCUCCGGUAAGGUAGUCCACAGUGUCGAUCACUUGGUGGAGGAUCGCAGCCCUGCAGGUGGAUCAGAGGGAGCAGACUCCACCCACUCAGAUAACUCCCAUCCGGGAUCUUCAGAUGACCAGCCUCAUUCCCGAAACACCCUGGUUCCACUGGAAUGCCCUCCACUGUCCUCCUCACACCUCCACAACCCACCCGUCUCCCUGCCGGCCCCCUCCACCACCUCAUCUUCCAUCUCUCCAUCCUCCAUGUCCCUCACUGGCACGUCCUCUUCUUCCAACCCACUCCUUCACUCCCAGACACUAGCCAGUAGCUCCCACCUCCUGCCAAGUGUCAUGCACCAACACAUGGACAUACAGAGCGACCCCCUCAAGUCCCUCGACCCCCACUACAACUUCAACCAUCCAUUCUCCAUCACCAACCUCAUGUCCAACGAGCAAAAGAUGGACCUCAAAUCCUACCAGGACCAGCUGAUGACCUACAACAGCUACACCGGGGGCUCGCCCGUAGCAGCCAAGCAGAUCUAUGACAGCCCGGGGCCGACCACAAUGGACUCAGGCGCUUACUACCAAACGCUCUACAGCCGCUCAGUGCUCAAUGCCUCCUAAUAUGGACUUUUAGCAACUCCCACACACACGCACACACACAAACCUGUCGGCAGACGAAAGCCAAGAUGGAGACUUCUAUUAAAAUGGACACCAGUGCAUUUGCUAUCACACUCUUUUGGUCCCUCUGCCUCUCUGGACUUCACAGAGACUCACAUCUAAAAUGGCUGCCGUGUUUGGAGGGACUACAGGACACUUUUUUUUCCCUUUUCCCGUCUCUGUCAAACAAGGAGACUCAGCGGUUACACGGAGGCCAGAGGAGACAGUAAGAGGGCUCAGCUCAUGAUGAAGCCAUCUGACUGGUCCGUGUGUAAGUUAAAGUCCAAUCCUGAGAGUUGUGUGUGGCAAAAAUGAGUUUUGUAUCAUAUGUAAAUAGAGGUAAUGAGGAGGGGCGAAAGGAUAUUUGCAUUUAUUUAUGAAGGGAGAAAUUUUAAUAUAUCUUGUAUUGUGCUGUGUCGACCAGUUACAACCCCAGUGUGAGGUUUGGUUUGUAUCCAGAGGAAAGUUUCAGGUUACUGCUUCAGGCGGGUGUUACUGCAACUGGAGACAGUUCACUUCAUUUUAUUGUGAGUGUGUUACAACAUUGGUCAUUUUUUUUGUUUUCACACCGUGAUCUGUCCCGUCUGUCAGAUCGGGCGUCUGUCAAUUUCACGUGUAGCUCAUGAACUCUGUACUUUCCAAAAAAAAAAAAAAGAAAAAAAAAAAGUUUAUUGUUUUAAUUCUUUUGGUUGAUAUGAAGAAAAAAAACCCCAUUUUGCUCCUGCCGGGGCACAGAGUGAAACGAAGUAACAAAAAAAAAAAAAGCAGAAAAAAGGAAAAUCUGGGGAGACGAGGAAAGA
Archocentrus centrarchus (flier cichlid) is the source of this 2589-nucleotide messenger RNA. It is a transcript of the gene foxa3, whose product is annotated as forkhead box A3. The coding region runs from base 362 to 1753 and encodes 463 amino acids. Lineage: Eukaryota; Metazoa; Chordata; Actinopteri; Cichliformes; Cichlidae. Gene Ontology annotation, biological process: anatomical structure morphogenesis; cell differentiation; regulation of transcription by RNA polymerase II. Gene Ontology annotation, molecular function: RNA polymerase II cis-regulatory region sequence-specific DNA binding; protein domain specific binding; transcription factor binding. The record is from RefSeq and is a predicted model, not a curated record. The transcript is spliced from 2 exons.